Micropterus salmoides (largemouth bass) is the source of this 941-nucleotide messenger RNA. RefSeq names its product olfactory receptor 142-like. The coding region runs from base 9 to 941 and encodes 310 amino acids. The transcript has a single exon. Gene Ontology annotation, molecular function: G protein-coupled receptor activity; olfactory receptor activity. The record is from RefSeq and is a predicted model, not a curated record. Gene Ontology annotation, biological process: G protein-coupled receptor signaling pathway. NCBI's taxonomy places the organism in Eukaryota, Metazoa, Chordata, Actinopteri, Centrarchiformes, Centrarchidae. Gene Ontology annotation, cellular component: membrane.
UCCUAACAAUGAUGGAUAAUGUCUCUGAAAUAACAAUGUUUUUUCUUUCAGGUUUGAAUGAAACGAAUACCCACAGAUUUACUCUCUUCUCUCUCACUUUACUGUGUUACUGUGUGAUUUUACUGGUAAAUGUUUCUCUUAUCGUGACCAUCAUCUUGGAUAAAAACCUGCAUGAACCAAUGUAUAUUCUAUUGUGCACUUUUUGCAUGAACGGACUUUAUGGAACAACAGGUUUCUACCCCAAGUUUCUCUGGGAUCUGCUUUCUCCUGUUCAUGUGAUCUCUUAUUCUGGAUGCCUUGUUCAGGCUCUAGUAAUAUACACAUUUGCCUGCAGUGAUCUGUCUAUUCUUUCAGUAAUGGCAUUUGACAGAUAUGUGGCUAUAUGUCGACCACUGGAGUACCACUCUGUCAUGUCAAAGCAAAGAGUCUUAAUGUUAGUUUGUUUCUCUUGGGUAACACCUUUUUGCAUUGUAGCCACAAAUACUUUUCUAGCAUCUAGAUUAAAGUUAUGCAGCCCAUAUAUUGCCAGGCUCUUUUGUGUGAAUUGGAUUAUUGUUAAACUUGCUUGUUUCCCAGCUGAAACAUUUGUUAAUGACAUUGUUGCAUACAUAACAUUAAUGAUAUAUGUCUUUCAUGGUGUAUUUAUUGUUUGGUCUUACAUGUAUCUCAUUAAAACAUGUGUGAAUUCUGCAGAAAACAGGGCAAAGUUCAUGCAAACAUGUGUGCCACAUUUAACCUCCUUACUGACUUUUGUUGUGACAAUACUUUUUGAUGUCGUAAAUAUGCGAUUUGGGUCAAAAGAUUUACCUCAAACCUUUAAAAAUGUAGUUGCAAUAGAAUUUCUUGUCAUACCUCCUAUUAUGAAUCCUCUCAUUUAUGGAUUCAAAUUGACCAAAAUUCGCAACAAAAUUCUGUAUUUGAUUACUUUUAAAACCAAAUAA